Bemisia tabaci is the source of this 7167-nucleotide messenger RNA. Lineage: Eukaryota; Metazoa; Arthropoda; Insecta; Hemiptera; Aleyrodidae. The record is from RefSeq and is a predicted model, not a curated record.
CAUUCACUGACGGUUAUUUCGGGCUUGAGUCGAGUGCGAACGUUAGGUUUUCAUGUCGGAUUUUAUUUAAUUUUAACUUUAUUGUGAAUAAUCAUGGCGACUUUCGGAUUCAGCGUGUACGAGGACGACGAGAACGCUCGAUCAAAUUUCGACAAACCCCUCAAAGAAACCAGCAACGUCAGCGCUAAAGUGCCUCUUCAGAAAAGAGCUGUCUUGGGACUGCUGAGCAACAACCCAGAGUACAAGAAACGAAUCCAGCCCAACCGAACUACGAAACAAGAAAUCACUGACAACAUCGUCGGUAACAAAGUCCAACUGCAGAAACCUCCAAAGGCUCAGGAAAAGGAAGAGCCAGCCGACAAAAAACCAGAAUCCAAAGAAAACUAUGAUACGCAAAAGCGAUCGUUCAUCACUUCCAAACCGGCAGUCAAACUUGAUAGGCCAAUCCAAAAGGAACAAGAAGUUUGUGAUGAGGUCAGAAAUCUACCGAGUUUUCACUCAAAACUCCCAGAAAUCCACGAGGAUGCAAUUCAUGAUGUCUCAUUCGAGUCAAAAUGUUCGACGCCCGGCAAAAAUGUGCCAGAAGUGGAACCGAUGUCUGAGGGCAGUUUCAUUUGUGAUACACCCAUGUCCAUCGAGAAAGCUCUCACUCCUAUCGUUAAGAAGUCAUGCCCGUCAGAUCACGUUCUUUACGACGUAUCCUUGUACAGUUCAGAAAUUUUCGCGUACAUGAGGGAAUUUGAGCUCAAACAUCGGCCGAAACCCAACUACAUGCGCAGACAACCCAGCAUUAAUGCCAGUAUGAGGACGAUCUUAAUAGAUUGGCUAGUCGAAGUAGCUGAAGAAUACUCGAUACAGACCCAGACCUUGUAUAUGGCUGUGAGCUUCAUCGACAGAUUCCUCAGCAUUAUGUCUGUAGAUAGGAGCAAACUUCAGCUCCUUGGAACUGCAGCCAUGUUUGUCGCUGCAAAAUAUGAAGAAGUCUAUCCUCCAGAUGUUGGUGAAUUUGUAUAUAUCACAGAUGACACAUACUCAAAGAAACAAGUUUUAAGAAUGGAAUAUUUGAUUGUAAAAGUUUUAACCUUCGAUAUGUCAGGGCCAACUACAUUCUCAUUCAUAAGUCAUAUCUCCGUCAUGUGCAGUCUGCCUGAAAGAGUCAUGCAUUUAGCUUUGUUUAUUAGUGAAUUGAGUCUCCUGGAAGGGGAUCCCUAUCUUCAGUUCCUUCCAUCGGUUAUCGCCUGCUCAGCAAUUGCGUUGGCCAGACAUUGCCUAAACUACACAAUCAUCUGGACAGAUGCUUUAAUCCAGUGCACAGGCUACACAUUAAAUGAUCUAAAAAAUUGUAUCGGCCACCUGAACUCCACGCAUAGCAAUGCUUUUACCAUUUCUCACAAAGCUAUCCGAGAAAAAUAUAGUUCCGAUAAAUUCCACAAUAUUUCCUCGAUUCCUCACAAAGCCCUAAUCAUCAAAGAUUCCGAUGAAUUAUCUCCGACUCAUUGAGUGCAUCAAAUCAAUGUUUUUAUGGAAAGACAAGACUGUUUCCGCUCGAUACAAACUAGAAUGAUAGAUUAGUUAUAUUUGUUUCAGCUUGUUGUUAUUUCUUUAAUUGUAAUUUUACCUCCUCUUUUUCAGAAUGAUCUGUUUCGAUAAAAAUUUUGUGAUUAUUGAUGAACGAUAUGCGCGACGUUUUAAUGUGAAUUACCGUCUUUAAAAAAUGCUGACAUGCAAGUGCACGGUUUUCGACUAAAAAUAGGAUGUUAACUUUUGACGUCAGCCUUUCGGUCAUGACAGGCUGACUGCCAUAAUAGUCAGCAUGGGCAUGCUGAUCAAACAAGAUAAGUUCAUUGAUUAGUUAUGAGGCUGUUUAAAGGGAUGUAUUACAUAAACCCAACGUUUGGGUGGUGUUAUACACAGCGCACAGCAGUGAAUAAUUCUAAAUGUACUGAUUCUUGGAACAAAACAAAAAAAACUUCUUUGUAAUUUGUCAACAUAACCAUGUUUGGCGCUUAUCAUUUCUCACUAAAUUUAAUGAUAAUUAUGGCGGUCAACCUGUUAUUAUCUCAUAUAUUUUUUUUUAAACAAAAGCAAAAUCAUCCAGACGCAAUCUUUGCAUUGAUUUUGUGUACUUAUAUCUACUUCUUAAGUUCUACGACUCUCUGAUCUUAUCGCUAUUCAAUAUUUUUACCAACUAAUUUUUCAGAAUUCUUGUCUUCUUUGUUAUUUUAUUUUUGUAGAUACUAUUUUAAUCUAUUUUUCUUGCUUUUGCAUGUUCGCAAACUUACCCCCUCCCCGCGGACUCGAAUCGUGUUUAUCUUCAUUUUACACAACAAAAGUACCUAACCUUUUUUUCUCUUCCGUUUUUUACAUUAUUAUCUCCAGUGCACCAUUUGAAGAGCAAUAAGUGGUGCACUGAAUACAGUAAAUCACAAUAAAUCUAUGAAUGCUUUUAUAUUCUACAUUCUACGUAUACAUGUAGAUUUUUCUUUUAAGUUCAUCUCUUUUUAUUCAUCUCUAGGGUAGUACUGAAACUUCAAGGAGGAAGAGAAAUUUAGGAUAUCGAGGAACUGUACGUAUUUUUACAAGUCCAAAUCUUAAGGGACUUUAUAAGUACCAAAUGCUAAAUUAAAGAAGUUUGUUUUUAUGUAUGUAUAUUCAGUCAUCUCUCAAUAUUUUUAAUUUAAUUGUUCUCAGUAUUGAAAACUGACUGGCAAAAUUAGGAAUGUCCUGUCAAGACUCAGUAAAAUAAAGUUUAACUUCAACUACAAACUUAAUUUGACCAUUUAAUUGAUUUCAACAGUUGCAAGGGCGCAGCUUUCAAAACACCAUCUGAAUACUAGGUCACAUUUUAUUCUUAUUUCAGGCUUGGCCACAAGCUUCUCAUUGUCAUUUUUCAUUUUUCAUUCAAAAGAUUUUAGGUGGCCAGUUAAUUUGUGGAAAUGAAGUUGCGCCUGAGACUUUGACGGUAUAUUUUCAGCGUUUUGUCAGUUUUUAAAACGGGUGGAUCCUCCUUUCAGAGACCUAACUUAGAAUGAAAAAUUCUUCUUUGGAAUUUUACGUCAAAAUAUUUUAUCACAUCUCUCUUCAUUGUUUGAUCCUCCAUUCGAAAAUUCAAUCAAACAAUCAUUGAAAGUACGAUUUCUGUGAUAUUUCGUGUGGAAUUUUUUAGUAUUUUUCAUUCAAUGCCUCUGAUUCUUCCCUAUGCUUCGCUUAAAAAUGUAACCUAUUUUUCUUUUUUCUUUUUUUUUAUGACUCAGCUGUUUGAAAAAAGCCACCGGUAGUUUUAAGUAGCCUACAAUGCAGGUAAAUUGAUCUAUAAAUGUAAUCUCUAGGAAUUUAAACUUUUAAUAUUUAUUUUGAGACUUAAUAAUUGCCUUCACUAAUUUUUCUGAGGUUAAAGUUACCUCCUGAAACGUCUCUGCUCGUUGAUAACAAUUUUAAUUCAUUAUUGAUGUCUAAAUUUUCCAAACCAUACAAUUCUCCUCUCUCUCUUUAUUUCACUCUACAUUCUUCUGACCCCUAGUCAGAGGUUGCGCAUCUCAUGGUUGGACAAACAUCAUUCCAGAAUAGCGUUUUUCAUUCAUUAAAAAGACUGUUUACUUAUAUUCAAAGUAGCAUCUCAAACAAUGUUUGAAAUGCUAGAGGUUUGACCAAAUAUAAGCUGCGCAAAUUCUAGUUGGAUUUGGUUUUAGAUAUAAAUUCGCAGUAAUUCUAGAGUGUGGCUGUUAAAAUCGUGCUAUUUAAGACAUUGUUAUGAAGAAAGAGCAUUAUCCCCUCUUUAUAAGCUUAACUCAAGCCUUCUUAUAUUUUCUGAGCAUGUCGUAAUUCUAAAAUCGCCUACUCUAGCGGUUACUGUGAAUACUUAAUGGUAAAAAUUCUCAAGUGAGAUGCUAUCUCGCAGUUUUUAUAAUUUAAAGGGAUUCAUCACUAGUAUUUGACAUGGUUGCUCUGGCAUGCGAUAUAUGUCAUUAAAAUGUCAGCAGAUUUUGAAUCUUUAGCCACAAGUAAGAUAAUAAUAUCACCUGUAAAUAUGUUCUACUCAGCACCCUCAUUCACCUCAAUCCAGUAUUCAAUGUAACUAACAUGUAAUUAACUUGUAAUCACAACUACAGUCUCAAGAAAUAACACAAGCCAACGAAAAAUAAACGUAACCUACAAUAAUUAGUCAGAAAUAUAAUAGAAUCAUGCGGGGGGAUUGAUUUGACGCAGGUUUGGGUAGCCAAAUCGGUCGGUCAGGGAGAUAGUCAUAAAUAUAAUAGAACCAUCCGGGGGGAUUGAUUCGGCGCAGGUUUGGGUAGCCAAAUCGGCCGGUCAGGGAAAUAAAAGUUGAGCUAACACAGUUACCCCCAGAUUGAAUAGAACCACCCAAACCCUAUAUAAUUCUUAAGUUAAAAUAGCCUUACUAGGUCUGUACUAAAUACUUAUGCCCACUUUAUCUUAUUAAUUUGUAUUUUUAGACAUUACUUUGUAAUAUCUUCAUUAUUCAAAAAAUAUUAUUCUAUGUACCAUAGAAAUAAUAUAAUGAUAGAAUUACCCUUUCAUAUGUUAGCCACUAUUAACACUUGAAUACUUCUGAAACAUAGCCGAUAGAUACCAUUCUUGUAAAAUAGGUAGUAGAGGCAUUCAAUGAAUAAAUCAUGUUUCAAAUGAAAAAAAAAUAAAAAUAAAGUAAGAUCAUGGCCCCCUAGCCGAAAGAAUUAUUCAUGACCAAAAAUUUUGCAAAAUUCCGAGAAAUGAAAACAGGUUUUUUCUCAGAAAAAAAUGAUGCAUUUGAUAGUGAUCGACCUGUGUAUUCAUUACAAGAUUUUUUCCAAGAAGAAUCCUGCCUUCAUUUCUUUUAAAGUUUUGCAAAUUUUUUGCUCGAAAAUGAUUCUUUAGGCUCAUGCGCAGGGCCAUUAGUCCUUUUUUUGGCUAAAAAGUCAAAAUCUGUAAAGACUUUUGACUUAAUUGAUACGACAUAUCGCACACCAGUUUGACCAUGCCAAAAACUGGAGACAAAUCACCUAUCAACUUCUUUUUUGAGCAGAAGGAGGCACAGUCUUACUCAGAACUUCUUGGUCAAUUAAUGAUUGCAUUUAACUGCAGAUCCUUGAAACUGUUCUCGUUUUAGUUUAUUCCGUAGUUUUUUGUGUGGAGAAAGUUUUCCUGGUUUUUUUUUAGUGCGUGAAUUGAACGAGUGUAUUAUUCCACAUUAUGACAUGCUUUUGCGAGGCAUCUCUCGUGUUUUCUAGUGGGUGGGAAAAAGUUAUUUUCUCUAGCUGUCAUUCAUUCCAAGUGGUGAAUUUCCCUUAUGCAUUCCAGGGAGUCUCAACCUUCCCAUUUUUCGAACUGACUUACCCCCUAUUUUUUCAAAAUUUUCCAAGUUAUCUGCACUUUUUUUGUCCGUCAUUUUCAAAUUUCUGCGACUGUGCAAAGAACAUAUUAAUUUCGCCGCAAUUCUAUGAAAAACACACAAAUGUCGCUGUGAUUUUAUUGCCAUAUUGUGCUGACCUUUCCAAUUUUCAUGCUCUGCUCUUGAUGCAGCCUUGACUGUGUAAAUGUCCGACAAAUUACAAAGGUUUAUUGUUAAUUUCCACCAAACUGAAAUCAUAGUAUUUUGUUUAUUCGGAAUGAACAAUGGUUUAAGGUCAACCUCGUCAAUGAUAUUUUAGAGGCACAUUCUGAUGAGGUCACCAAUCACAGUAUCCGGCUCCAAAAGAAGAGCAUUUGACUUUUCAGCAGUUUUUCGAGAGCGAGAAAUUAUACAUCUUCCAUCUGCAAAAGACCAUCACUCACCCUAAAAUUCUGCUUAAGAUUUGGCUGGGAUGAGGAUCACAUUUGCGAGCGAUUAGGAACUAUCAGCUGUUGAAUAGUGGUGCAUUUUGUGAUAUCAACCAUCUCUAUUUUAGAUAAAAUAAGCCUGGGAUUUAGAGACGUAUGAUCAAAAAGUAUGAUGACGAAUUUGCAUUUGCUGAUGAGAAAAUAAUAUUUUCCAUUAAGUCCCUCGUUUUCAGUUUAUUGCGAAAAUUUUGUUCCCUGUAAGAGUUUCUUCUACUCAAUUUUGAUGCUUCAGUUCAGUGUCUGUAUUAUGGAGUUUUAAGCAUCAACUUUGGCAUUAACUCUAAUUUUAAAAAGUGAUGAAAGAAAAAAAAUUGCGAAAAUUUCAAUUUCUUCUGCCACUGCAUGCUCUUGAUCAUUAAUAUUUCUGUAAAUUUUGUCAUUAUAGCGCAAUGGAUGUGGAAGGGGAAUGGAACCCUUGUUAGUCAUUUUUUCGAAUAAUAAAAUUUGUAACAGGAUUUAUAAUGUAAAGUGACGUUUCUUUCCAACGAUAUAAAAACCAUCGAUCCAUAGUUUUUAUAUCAUUGUUUCUACCUCAAUCCAUGAGCACUCAAAACGCUAGUUUUUGAGCUCAAAGUUUCUUCUUUAACUGUCGAUGAUAAUGUCUACUAGAAUGUAAAUUACUCUUGGCGUCAUGAUCGAGUUAUUGGUUGGGAAUGAAAGUUGUUCUCACUUAACCACUUGCAGACGGAUGACAAUUUUUAAUGCUAACGGUUACGGAAAGUGAAAGCUUAUUUUUCAUACUUUUUCUUUUAAGACUUUUUGAGCCCCUGUAAUCAAUCUACCAAUUCGUUGUUACCCCAACAAAAGAACGUAACUCCAUUAGACCAUUGCUAAAGUCCAGCUCAGAAUUUGUAUUUUGACCUUAAGAAUUUCACAGUUUUUUCCAUGUAUUAUUGUGAAAAAUCUGCGAAACUUGGGCAACCAUCGAUCCGUCAUUUUGGAGUAAGGAAAAGACUUACAGCUUAAGACGUUUCAAUCUUGAAAUGAAGAUACGUUCCUUUGUCGGGGAAACGGGGAAACGACAUACUUAUCCUCUUGAGCAAAGUUAUACCUGUAAUUAUCAUUUCCCUUUUUUGACUCUUUUUUUUAAAACUUUCAAUAGGUUAGUUGCAAUUUUAAAACUGGACACUCGACUUGUGAGCGGGAGUCCAGUGAGUAAACCACAUUUUUCAGUUUUUUAGUUGUACGAUUUUAACAGAUAUAAUCAAAAUUAGGAAUCCACCAAAUUUUUGUUUACGUGUUCAGAAUUUUUGCAAUUUAAUCAAUGUAUGAUAACUGUAUAAUUUAUUCUAACUUGUAGAUCUUGUUGUUGCAGAGAAUGCAUAAAUACAGUCCCUUUUUUAAAAAUUU